GAAGAAGAAGAAGAAGACGCUUCGACGACAUCUUUCAGGAAAAUAUGGCCGACUAUGAGCAUGUUCAGAAAAGUGCCCUAAAAAUAAAGGGUGCUGGAGCCAUUUCUUCUGGCAAAAAGAAGAAGAAGAAGGACAAGGAGAGCAAGCAUCGCAUGGAGCAGAUGUCAACCAAUCAGAACGACGAGGAGACGAAAGCCACGCGGGCGUACAUGGACAAAAGGACGCCCGCACAAAUCGCCUUUGACAAGAUGCAAGAAAAGAGGCAAAUGGAAAGAAUUCUAAACAAAGCCUCCAAGACACACAAGCAUCGAGUGGAGGACUUCAAUCGCCAUCUGGACAACCUGACAGAACAUUACGAUAUUCCUAAAGUCAGCUGGACCAAAUAAAUGGGCAGAAAGGUUCCAUUUUUGUUUUUUGAACGUAAUGUUAUGCCAUCUUAUCUAUUUACAAUUAAACGCUGCUUACUGUGAUCA
Syngnathus acus (greater pipefish) is the source of this 473-nucleotide messenger RNA. RefSeq names its product family with sequence similarity 32 member A (gene fam32a). The record is from RefSeq and is a predicted model, not a curated record. Gene Ontology annotation, cellular component: nucleolus. The transcript is spliced from 4 exons. Bases 45 to 386 code for a protein of 113 amino acids. Lineage: Eukaryota; Metazoa; Chordata; Actinopteri; Syngnathiformes; Syngnathidae.